UGGCAAGAGUGAUUUGGAAAUGUUUGCUGAACUACUACUUGGGAAGACCAUGAGCCUCUUCGAGGACCAUAUAUGUAUGGCAGGUACGUCCCCCGAAAUGCGGUAUCCAAUGUGUUUUACGUCAUACACUGCUGAUGCCCAGGCAGAUCACCACGGACUAUCCACAUACCUACACUUAUUACAGAGCAUCACAGAACCAGACACCUGUACACUAGAAGCAAGCGUUGGGCCAGCUCUUCGAGUCGAGAUGCUAAUUCUCCACUACUUCCGCUGCACUGCAUGCGGCAACCCCGACCUUCGUGGCAUCCUCAAACUCUCGAGGCCAUUGAUCAAUUCGAGUCCGACACGGUGCUGCUGCAUGCUUUGUAAGACAUCAGGAAAAGUACCUAGGCAAUAGUGUUGAAAUUGCACAAUGCAGAUGCCUCGAUACACCCAAGGGCCCCAAUCUGUCAAGGCUAUACGAGUAAUAUGACAUUACGUCAUAGGAGCGAUAGAAGUAGAAGGGUCCUUGGAGCUCGGUAGCUCUAUGAAUGGUGCCUAGCAGUUUGCGAUCUGCAGUUAAUCACCUCAGAAACGUGUAACUUGCCUGAGUACAUGUAGCUCAGUCCUCUGAUCUGUUGCUUGUGUAGAGGGAAGGAGACUGUGAGAUGCUUUCUACACGCAAUGCAGUUCUGGUACUCCGUAC
This is a messenger RNA of Canariomyces notabilis, 685 nucleotides long. RefSeq lists its product as uncharacterized. The transcript has a single exon. The record is from RefSeq and is a predicted model, not a curated record. Bases 20 to 397 code for a protein of 125 amino acids. NCBI's taxonomy places the organism in Eukaryota, Fungi, Ascomycota, Sordariomycetes, Sordariales, Chaetomiaceae.